Messenger RNA from Gopherus flavomarginatus (Mexican gopher tortoise), 1903 nucleotides. RefSeq lists its product as uncharacterized. Lineage: Eukaryota; Metazoa; Chordata; Testudines; Testudinidae. The transcript is spliced from 2 exons. The record is from RefSeq and is a predicted model, not a curated record. The coding region runs from base 93 to 962 and encodes 289 amino acids.
GCGUAUAUUACAUUGGUGGAUGUGCAGGUGAAUGAACCGGUGAUGGUGUGGCUGAUCUGGUUAGGUCCUGUGAUGGGGUUGCUGGUGUAGAUAUGUGGGCAGAGUUGGCAUCGAGGUUUGUUGCAUGGAAAUCCAUCAACCUCAUGAAGAAACUUGCACAAAUACAGACAGAUAUCAUCUUCCUUUCCAAAUGCAAACGGAUGGACAUCAUACCAAAUGGACUAAAGAUAAAAAAUCCACUGCUAUCUACAUACUACACAGACCACAGUGAGAGAUUAUGCCAUAUUCUGUCAAAGAAACUGAGGGACCACCUGAUCAGCAUCCUAUACAGCAAACAGGAAAACAUCAAAAAAGAGCUCUCCAACGUGGAAACUCUUAUUAAUAACCAAACUUCCAUACAAAUGGACUUCACUAAAAUAAGACAGGAGAUCUACAUUACUCACUUCACCUCUCUACAAAGGAAAAAGGACUGUAAGCUUUCUAAACUCCUACCUGCCACAUGGGGCCACAACCGUGGUACCCCUGACCCACCCAGCAAUAUCGUCAAUCUAUCCAACUACACACUCAACCCAGAAGAAAAGUCUGUCAUAUCUCGGGGACUCUCUUUCUGCCCUGCCACCUCCACCAACAUGAUACAGUUCUGCGGCGAUCUGGAAGCCUACUUUUGCCGUCUCCAACUCAAAGAAUACUUUCAGGACAGCACUGAACAGCGCACUGAUACACGGGUACCCUCCCACCAACAGCACAAGACAAAGAACUCCACAUGGACUCCUCCUGAGGGUCGAAAUGACAGUCUGAAUCUAUACAUUGAAUGCUUCCGCCGACGUGCACAGGCAGAAAUUGUGGAAAAACAACAUCACUUGCCUCAUAACCUAAGUCAUGCAGAAUGCAAUGCCAUCCACAGCCUCAGAAACCACUCUGACAUUAUCAUCAAAGAGGCUGAUAAAGGGUUGUCAUCAUGAACAGGUCUGACUACCAAAAGGAGGCCGCCAGACAACUCUCCAAUACCAAAUUCUACAGGACACUUCCCUCAGAUCCCACUGAGGAAUACACUAAGAAACUGCACCAUCUACUCAGGACACUCCCUACACUAACACCGGAACAAAUCAACAUACCCUUAGAGCCCCAACCAGGGUUAUUCUAUCUACUACCCAAGAUCCACAAACCCGGAAAUCCUGGACGCCCCAUCAUCUCGGGCAUUGGCACUCUCACUGAAGGACUGUCUGGAUAUGUGGACUCUAUACUCAGAACGUAUGCCACCAGCACUCCUAGCUAUCUCCAUGACACCACUGAUUUCCUGAGGAAACUACAGUGCAUUGGUGACCUUCCAGAAAACACCAUCCUAGCCACCAUGGAUGUAGAGGCUCUCUACACAAACAUCCCACACACAGAUGGAAUAGAAGCUGUCAGGAACAGUAUCCCUGAUGAUGCCACCGCACAACUGGCUGCUGAGCUCUGUGCCUUUAUCCUCACACACAACUAUUUCAAAUUUGAUGACAAUAUGUAUCUCCAGAUCAGUGGCACUGCUAUGGGCACCCGCAUGGCCCCACAAUAUGCCAAUAUUUUUAUGGCCGACCUGGAACAACGCUUCCUCAGCUCUCGUCCACUCAUGCCCCUUCUCUACCUACGCUACAUUGAUGACAUCUUCAUCAUCUGGACCCAUGGGAAGGAGACUCUGGAAAAAUUCCACCACGAUUUCAACAGCUUCCACCCCACCAUCAACCUCAGCCUGGACCAAUCUACACGAGAGGUGUGAAAACCAAGGGAGGAGAAACUGGUUUUGUAGUUGGCAAGCCAUUCACAGUCUUUGUUUAAUCCUGAGCUGAUGGUGUCAAAUUUGCAGAUGAACUGAAGCUCAGCAGUUUCUCUUUGAAGUCUGGUCCUGAAGUUUUUUUGCUGCAGG